UCCUCUCACACCUACUAUGAGAAUCCUAGCUCGGCGACGAUGUCCAGUUAUCCACCGCCGGCCUGUCUUUUACAACCGAUAGUCAUCCCACCUCGGCAGCUAUUCGGACCUGGUCCGUCCAAUAUGCGUGACGUUAUCGCCGAAUCACAGUCCAUGCCACUUCUUGGACAUUUACACCCGGAAUUUCUUAAGGUUAUGAGUGAUGCUCGUCAGGGUAUGCAGUAUGUUUUCAAGACUCGUAACGCGUACACGUUUGCAGUGAGCGGCACCGGACACGCUGGUAUGGAGUGCGCGAUGCUGAAUCUUCUCGAGCAAGGUGAUGUGCUUCUCGUCGUUGAAAUCGGCAUUUGGGGAAAAAGAGCCGCCGAUCUGGGAUCUCGUAUCGGCGCUACCGUGCACACCGUCACAGCGCCACAUGGCAGCGCUGUUGAGAUUGAGGCCAUAAGAGAGGCAGUCGAAAAAUACAAACCAGCCGUGCUGUUCGUUUGUCACGGUGAAAGCUCGACAGGUGUGAAGCAACCCCUGGAGGGUUUAGCUGAAUGUUGCGCUAAUCAUGGUGCACUAUUACUAGCUGAUACCGUGGCUUCUCUUGGUGGUGCUGAGUUUCGAAUGGACGAAUGGGGAGUCGACUGUGUUUAUUCGGCCACCCAAAAAGUUCUCAAUGCUCCUCCUGGGUUGGCUCCUAUCUCAUUUAGCGAGAAAGCCUUGCACAAGAUUCGAAAUCGAAAAACUAGAGUUCCGACGUUUUAUUUUGACGCGUUAGAGUUAGGAAAUUACUGGGGAUGUGACGAUCAACCGACCAGGUAUCAUCACACGGCGCCUGUUUCUUGCGUAUACGCUCUACGAUCAGCUUUAGCUGUGAUCGCAAAAGAAGGCAUCGAUGAAGGAGUGAGCAGACACAAAGAGAAUGCUAAGUUUCUCUAUGAGAAACUUGAAGAAGCCGGCCUACAGUGUUUUGUUGAGGAAGAGAAAUGGCGAUUACCAUGCCUGACAACUGUGAGAGUACCAGACGGUGUCGAUUGGAAGGGUGUAAUAGAGGAGAUGAUGAAAGAAGGAAUAGAGAUUGCUGGUGGUUUAGGUCCUACUGUAGGGAAAUUGUGGCGAAUUGGCACAUUUGGUGGAAAUUCGAACAAGGCGAAGGUUAAAAAUGUUGUAGCGUCACUGCAGAAAGCAAUAAGGAAGAAAUCUAAUUAA
Messenger RNA from Angiostrongylus costaricensis, 1194 nucleotides. NCBI's taxonomy places the organism in Eukaryota, Metazoa, Nematoda, Chromadorea, Rhabditida, Metastrongylidae. The record is from the annotation of a GenBank genome assembly.